AUGAGAGAAAUUUUUAGAAGGUAUUAGUAUAUAUUAUAAUAUUAUUUAGUUAUUUUCCUGAAAUGCUUAUGUUACAUAAAAUAAAUUUUUGUUAAAGGUGUGAAAUAUUUAGAAAUGCUCUAGAGAUACCAAACAUUGGUGCUGUAUUAUCAAAAGUGCUGUGGGCACUGUGUGAACUUGUUCCUAAAAUUCAAGGAGAUAUUCAAAAUGAUGGAAGAAGACUCAUAAACCGAAAAUGA
This is a messenger RNA of Cinara cedri, 239 nucleotides long. Lineage: Eukaryota; Metazoa; Arthropoda; Insecta; Hemiptera; Aphididae. The record is from the annotation of a GenBank genome assembly.